AUGUUUGCUAGACGUGGAUGGUAUGGAAAUGACUCUGAUGAGGAGGAAGAGGAAGAAGAAGUCGUCAUUGUUGAGCCUCCAAAACCUGCUGUAGUAGCUCCAGUCGAGCCUCCCAAACCAGUUGUUGUUGCCCCUGCACCUGCUCCUCCUGCACAAGCCGCUUCAGGCUCCUCUGGCCGCUCACGUUCACGUUCCAAAUCCCGCAAGAACAACUCGCGCUCCCGUUCUCGUGGUGGCAACAACAACAACAUCUCACGCCCCUCAACUGCUACAUCCCCCACAGCACCAAGUGUCUCCAGCUCCAUCGCUUCCGUCGUAACAACUGCACCAGCCGGAAAGUCCAACUCCACCUCCCAGACUUCACCUGUCGCUAAACAGGCUCCUGCUCCAAAUGCACGAUCAUCAUCGACCAACAAUCAAGCCACCCAGGAGGCUGCUACGGCUGCAAUUGUUGCUGCAUCGCAGGCUAUUGCGUUGGCUACAAAGGCACUUAAUGCUUCAAGCCAUGCUUUGAAUGCUAUUGAGGGUGGAAGUGAUUUGGUAUCUGAUUCGAGCGUGGGUGGUGAUCGAGUUGCAACGCGCUCAUCCGGCCAAGAAAUGUCUCGCACGAACGGAACCAUAGUCAAAUCCACCGCAACGCGUAACAAGGUCGCAAUCUUCUGGGACAAAUCAUUCUCAACCCCAACUACAAUCUCUCAAGAUAAUGCAGUCGCGACUCUCCAGAAAUUCGCUCUCAAGCGCGACGGCACCAUCGCUAGUGUCCACGUCUAUGAACGAGCUGGUAAAAACAUGAUGUCUCAAACUGCCGCCGCAGUUGAUCUUAUUGAAGUUGCCAUGGGUGCCAAGAACGAUACCUGGAUUGUACUUGCUUCUAACUCUGAUGAUUUGUCAUAUGCUGUUUCGAGGGUUCAGAAGUUGGGACUACUCGCAUCCCCACUCGCCCGUGUCGCUACUCUUCCAAUCCCAAAACAAGCAGUUUUUGCAACUUUGAUUAACAAGAUGGCAAAUGUUGAUUGGUCGCAAUAUGAUGAUGAACAGGCGAGUGAUGAGAGAGACAUGUAUUGUGUCCGACUCAUGUCAGAAAUGUGUAUUGUCGUAGACAAGGACGAUGUGCCAAUUGGUGCUAAAUCAAAAAAGGAUUGCCAUCUAAUGGAAAACAUAUCUCAAGGCCUCCUCCACCGCGCAUUCUCCGUCUUUUUGUUCGACUCUCAAAACAGACUCCUCCUACAACAACGUGCUGAUGAGAAAAUCACCUUUCCGGGGUACUGGACGAAUACGUGUUGCUCACAUCCACUUAUGGUGCAGGAUGAGGUUAUUGAAGAGGAUCAGCAAGGAGCAAGAAACGCAGCACAACGCAAACUCGAUCACGAACUCGGGAUUGCGUCUGCUGAAAUACCGUUAGAUUCGCUGAAAUUUCUGACACGGAUACAUUAUCUGGCUCCUUCUGAUGGUGUUUGGGGUGAACAUGAAAUCGACUACAUAUUCGUAACCCGUCAAAAAACAGUCACCGUCCACCCCAAUCCCAACGAAGUCAAAGAUUUCAAAUACGUCACGCAGGAUGAGUUGCGUCAGAUGAUGAAAGAUGCCGAAGACAAGAAAAUCAAACUAACACCAUGGUUUGCGCUGAUUGCUGAUUCAUUCCUCUUUCCGUGGUGGAAUAAUCUGGAUAAUUUGGAGUCGAUGAAGGAUGUUGGGACUAUACAUCAUGGGUAA
Molecule: messenger RNA, 1713 nt
Organism: Synchytrium microbalum
Lineage: Eukaryota; Fungi; Chytridiomycota; Chytridiomycetes; Synchytriales; Synchytriaceae
Gene: IDI1
Product: isopentenyl-diphosphate Delta-isomerase
Exons: 11
Coding region: 1-1713 (570 amino acids)
Biological process (GO): isopentenyl diphosphate biosynthetic process; isoprenoid biosynthetic process
Cellular component (GO): cytoplasm
Molecular function (GO): isopentenyl-diphosphate delta-isomerase activity
Source: RefSeq, a predicted model, not a curated record